This is a messenger RNA of Suricata suricatta (meerkat), 1251 nucleotides long. It is a transcript of the gene TMEM191C, whose product is annotated as transmembrane protein 191C. The transcript is spliced from 9 exons. NCBI's taxonomy places the organism in Eukaryota, Metazoa, Chordata, Mammalia, Carnivora, Herpestidae. Bases 43 to 1122 code for a protein of 359 amino acids. The record is from RefSeq and is a predicted model, not a curated record.
GCAAGCGGCGGCUGGCGGCGGCCGGGCAGAGCCGCUGGAAUCAUGGCCGAGACGCAAGAGCUGCUGCUGCAGCUGCAGAAGGACAAUCGCGACGGGCGACUGCGGAAGCAGGAGCUGGAGGAACUAGUGCGGGGACUCGAGGCCGAGAGCGAGAGCCUCACUGGGCGCCUGCAGGACCUGCGGUUGCGCGAGCGCAGCCUUCAGCGGAAGCGAAGCCAGGCAGCGCGGGCCCUGCAAGGGGAGGCGCGCGAGGCAGCGCGGGAGCGCGCGGAGCGCGCGCGCACACUGCUGAAAGCGGCGGAGCAGCGCAAGCAGGACUUGGAGCAACACAACCGGCAGCUGCAGGAGCAGUGGGAGGAGCUGUCAAGUCAGCUCUUCUACUACGGAGGGGAACAACUGAGUCAACAGCGCGCAGGGGAACAACUCGGGACCCAACUGAUGGCUUUGCAGCUGGAGAUGGUGGAGGCCAAGCACGCCAAGCAGGCCGAGGGCCUGCGGCAGGGCGUGCAGCGGACGGAGGAGGCCUGGGCCAGCGUUCAGGAGCAGAGCGGAGUCCUGCAGGAGCUGCAGGGAAAGGUGAUGGAGGCGGCGGUUGCGCUGGACGCCUUGAGGGGCGGCCCGGAACUGUGCGACUCUCAGCCUCGCCGCACACAGGACUGCGCGGACUCGCUCAUGGAAGAGGUGGCCAAGGCUGACUGUGCUGUGGGCGCUGGGUGCGCUGCAGACGCUGCUGUUGCUCCCGCUCGGCUUCCUGGCACUGCCGAAGCUCUAUCUGAUGCUGGUGCACCCCUCGGCGCUCCCCCGGGGGCUCCCGCGCUUCGGCUCGGACUCAGCCUUCCGCCGCCUGCGCUACACGCUGUCCCAGCUGCUCCAACUGCGCGCGCGCGGCCUGCUGCCCGCCUAGGGGCGCAACACGCUGGCUGCGGCCGCCUGCAACUCUGUCUCCCGUGUGGUUUCUGGGCUCCUGAGGGGGAGACCGAGGGGCGGGGAGGGGUGUCAUGUGUCCCUCAGCCCAGCGUCCCUGGCACCUCAGGCGCAGCGGGUGCGGGGCCUGACAGGCGGUGCUUGCGUCUGCGAAGGCUGUCCCGGGCGCCUUGCGGCCGAGCCCGCGACUCAGGGUGAGCAGGGCGCGUCCUCGUCCGGCAGCCGCGCCUUGGGCUGGCUCGCACCAAGGGGCUCCCGGGAGCCCCUCUCCUGUAGCCCCUGCUGCCGCGCCUGAACCAACUCGGAAGUUGGCCAUUAGGUUUUGCU